AGAAACAGUAAACAGCUUUUCCUUUUUACGACAUACCGGCAAGUUGUCACUCGAUUUCGCUGGUGACGUUCCAAAAACCAAGACGAAAAUGGAGUCUUUUCUGUCAAAAUCACUGAAAAUUGCAGCCGUUGUUUCGGCAUAUUGGUUUAUUUCUAUUUCUAUGGUUUUCUUGAAUAAGUACCUGUUGAGCAGCAAAGAUCUCAAGCUGGAUGCCCCACUGUUUGUAACCUGGUAUCAGUGCGUUGUAACCGUACUCUUCUGCUUCCUGCUCAGUUUUCUGUCCAAGGUCUUCCCUGGGUAUAUAUCCUUCCCAAGUAUGAGGGUUGAUCCAAAAUUAUGUAGAGAGACCCUGCCGCUGUCAGUGGUCUUCGUGUGCAUGAUCACCUUCAACAACCUGUGCCUGCAGAAUGUGGGCGUGGCCUUCUACAAUGUUGGCAGGUCCCUCACAACAGUGUUCAAUGUGGUGUUUUCCUACUUGAUGCUGAAGCAGUCUACCUCAGUGCCAGCCCUGGGUUGCUGUGGUGUGAUCAUCGCUGGUUUCUUCCUGGGUGUAGACCAGGAGGGAGCAUCUGGUGAUCUGUCAAUAAAGGGUGUGAUGUUUGGAGUGAUUGCCAGCGCCUGUGUUGCCCUUAAUGCAAUCUACACUAAGAAAAUAUUACCAAUAGUCGACAACAACAUCUGGCAGUUAACCCUGUACAAUAAUGUCAACGCGACCUUUCUUUUCAUGCCACUUAUGCUCAUAUUUGGCGAAGGAAGGGAAGUGUAUAAUUUCCCGUUGUUAUAUGACUUAAAGUUCUGGUUCUUCAUGACCCUAAGUGGUGUUUUCGGUUUCGCUAUCGGGACUGUCACAGGGCUUCAGAUUCAGUUCACGUCUCCGUUGACUCACAAUAUAUCAGGGACCGCCAAAGCUGCCGUCCAGACGGUGAUCGCGUGUUUGUACUUCAAUAACGUCAAGUCAAUGUUGUGGUGGCUGGGCAACGUUACUGUGCUGGGUGGCUCGGCUGCCUACACUGAGGUCAAACGUCGUGAGAUGAAGAAGGCACACACCCAUCAGUCUGAAUUGGCAAGUAAAUUGGAGUCAGGGGAUAAAGAAGCAAUGUUAAGUGGGGAUAGCAAACCUUGAUAUGAGAAAGUUUGACAGGUUUGAUUGAAUUGAAGAUCUAUUGUUGAUAUAGAUUUAAUUGGGGGCCUUAUUUUUUAAAGUUAAGUUUGUGGGAAAUUUGUAUUGCGGUAUUCAUGUGAUAUAUUUGUUACUAUGCAGACAAAAUUUAUGUGAAGAGUUAUUUUUGUAUGUAUUUAUAUUUGUUUACUAAUAUUACUGUGGAACAUUUUAACAGAAAGAUAUAUUGCCUAAAAAUAUCUAUUUGCUUUUGCUCUGCUUAUAUUGUAGACUCCAUGUAUCAUAUUAAUCAACUAAGCAAACGCUGUAAUUUGGAGGCUGUUAGAUUACAUGUAUCAUUCUAAUCACACAGGGUUUACAUGGCCUGUUGCGUAAUUAGCAAAUUACUACAACUUUACCUAUUUUGAUACAGAAACUUAUAUUUGUCUCAAUGUUUUCUUUAGAAAAUAUAUAAAUAUGCUAAAUUGAGAUGAAUGUUGUUAUGGCAAAUUUUGAUCCUGACGAAACCCUGUCACACAAACGGUGCCUUGCCUGGGAAAUUGUUGCUUAAUGCAUGUGCGUAAAGUGUCAGCCUAGAUAAGCCUGUGUGGUCUGCUGGAAUUUUGUUUAGAAAUGACAUCAUUUAAACGAAAAAUUACAUGAAAGUGGAAAAUGUAACUGCACUGGCUAAUAUUGGAUUAAAUUCUACACACAUGCAUUAAGCCCAGUUUCCAGAAUAAUGCUCAAUGCAUUACCAGCACUUGCUGUUUGCCACGCUGUGCAUGUUGAUUAUAGUUCAACUUGUUUGGGAUGUAACAGUCUCCUCAAUUACUAACACAAAACUUUACGACUGGCAACUCAUGCUUUUUGGCUUAAGAUUAACCAGGUGUCAACUUUUGUAUGGAUCUUAAAAUAUGCUGGAAUUGAAUUUCUUUGCUUGGAAACUUUAGAUGUUUGAGUAGCAUUGAAUUCUCUCCAGUAGUUGAAUGUGUUUUCUAUUUGUGCCAUAUAAAAUUGUUGUUUCUUUCAUGCGAUUUGGUCCUAAUACUUCUUAAUAAUAUUUACCAUAACCUAUAUAAUCCGUAAUGUAUAGGUCACUUUUGCAUAUUCAGUUUGAGUUUUUUUGUUGGAACAUAUCAAACAAGUCAAAUGGUGUCAUUUUGCAUUUUGAACAUCACAUCUUCAUUAAAUCGGUCCAUUAGUUUGUCUCUCAGUCCUUCCAUGUAAAGUUAUGCAAAAGAGCAUGUUUCAUAUGUCACCAAUUAUGCGACCUACUUUUAGACUUAUUCAAAUGGACCAAUGAAUGAAUCAUACUGACAAAGCUUUCACUGUUUAUUGAAUGCAGCAUAUUGUGAGAUACUGGUAUAAGUAGAUGUUUAAUGUACAUGCAGGGAUUGAUUUUCAAAAAUGCUGAUGUUGGAUUGAGCAUGAAAAAUAAACUGUGUGCUACUCACUUUCAUAUAAUGGUAAUGUGACAGAUAUCAAGCAAUAUAAAGACUAUUCUUUUAGUUCAUACCCUAAUAAGUAUAGUCACAUUCUGAUGCUGUGUGUUUAAUAUGUUUAUACAACAUUUAAUUAUCUUUCUUGUUACACAGGUUAAAGAGAAACCAUGAUGGAAAUUUCUUCAAAAUUAUCAUCAGAGUCAGCGCAUUAAGUCGCCAUUAGCCUGUGAUAUUUGGUCUGUGGCAAGCCAUGCCAUCUACCUGUCAUUCUCUCUUCUUUGUGACAGGCAUAAAAACCUGAUUAUUUGAGCCUCGCUCUGGGAAAACAUGGCUCAAUGCAUCUGCGUUUAGUGUCAGCAAAGACUAGCCUGUGCAGUCUCAAUAUUUGAACUUAGCUACCAUCACAGGUGUUUCAUUGAGACCUGGGAGGCAUGUUCCUUGUUAUUUUGACACCAAUAAUAUAGCCCCACUCUAGGAAAACCAGGCUUAACACAUGUGCAUCAAGUAUUUCCCAGGCUUAUCAGUAGCGACACCUCUGGUAAAAAGUCUUUUCUAAAUGUAAAUCCAGGCGGAAAAUGUUGUCCAAGAUUGACAAGUGCAAAAUGCACAGGCUUAUCUGGGAAUAUACUUUACAACCAUGCAUUAAGCCUGGUUUUCAACACCCGUGCACUACUUUUUGGAGCUUAAGUAGAAAUUAAAAUUGCAUUUUCACUCCUACCGUAUGCAAUCAUACUCAAUACUUGCAAACUUAAUGAAACACCUGCAUUAGUUUUGCUUGGAUUAAGAAUGGUACACAUAACACAAUUAUGCUUUUAAGAUAUUUAAAAUGUAAACUUAGAAUGACUUAUCACUUUUUAAAUUUAUUCGAAUGUAUAAUAACAUUUCUACAAAUGUUCAAAUAUCACCAGGUGAAGAUAAUCUCAUUUUUUUAAUAUUCAUGUAAUAUAUAUUAGCCUGGCAUUGAAAAAAACAGGCUCAAUGCGUGUGCCUGAAGUGUCGUCCCAGAUAAGCCUGUGCAGUCCGCAACAACAGACUUCCUUCAAACAAAAAAUACAUUACAAGCAGAAGACAUUGUCCCUGACAAAUCUGUGCGGACACAGUCUUAACUGGAAGGAUACAUGUACUUCAUGCACAUGCAGUAAGCCCCAUUUUUCCCAGAGAUCACCUCAUUUAUUCAAAGUUAAAUGUACCAGCAUUUCAUUUUGGCCUUUUUGUGUAUAUUAAGUACACCAGUACUUUGGUAUUAUUCAUGACUUGACUCAGGUUGAGUGUUGUGAAGUGAUAAUCUUAAAAAACCAAUAUUAAAUGGAUUUAUUAAAAGUCGAAAGUGUUUUGAGAAACUUAGGUCAUUAUGGAAGAUUUGUUUUUAAAUCAUUUUUUGUUGGUCUGUAAAAAUGUGUGUGUCUGCGGAGGGUCAUGUCAUGUAAGGUUUUUUUUUCAGACAUUUACCUAAGCAUUUGUUAUUUUGAUAGUUUAAAAGGCUGAUCAGUAACAGUUGUCAUAUAUAUUUAACAAUUCAAAAAGUGAAUUUUGGUUACCCCAGUAUAGUGGGAAGUGCUUUUGGUGCUUAGUGUAAAUAGCUAUGUCUCUAGAAAAUGAGUCACAUCAUUAGAAAAUGGGUCUUAAGCAAAAAAAGCUGCCAGCGUAGCUCCAGACCAGCCUACGCAGUCGAGUAAGGAGAUACCUGGUCCUUUUAUGAGACUACAAAACCUUGGCGGACUAUACAGAGUAGCUCUUGACCCGACUGUUCAUGGUGGUCUGGAGCAACACUUGCUGGAUAUGGUGUUAGACCUAUUUUCCUAUGACACAGCUCUAAUAUAGCCAGACAUUUAUGGUUCAGCAUUUUCAUAUAUAAUGGAAUUUGCCAUCUAGCUUAUAGAUGAUUUGACGUAUUUUUCUAAAUCUAUUUUAAUUGAUACCAUCCAAUCAUUUCUUAAAAUUUUGUUGUUAUUUGAUUUAUCAAACAUUGAAUAUAAGCCCAUCACUUGCAAAAGUAAGCUAAAUGCAUGUAAAGUAUCAUCCCAGAUAAUCCUGUUUAGUCUGCACAGGCCAAGCAGGGCAACACUUUCCACUUAUUUUGGAUUUUUGUGUUGAAGAAACUUCAUGUUCACAAAAAUUAAUAAGAGUGGUUAGUGUCGACCCUGAUUUGCUUGUGCAAACUGCACAGGCUUUUCUGGGACCACACUUACAAACAUACAUUAAGUCAACUAUUCCCAAAGACCAGCUCAUUCGAUGCUUUAGGGUUUUGGUUGUAACACAUGUUUCAGAAGGCUGCAUUAAAUGCAGCCAUUGUAUUCAUUAUUUAAUAUAAUUUGUUAUUUUAUAAGUUUUGAUAGCGUUAGUACAUUUAUAAUAUCGAUUUAAUAGCAAUUGGUAGAUAAAUUUGGCAAGUAAUAAUGUAUAGCUUAGCUUGCAAAUUAGCAAGAACAUUAGAAAACAUUUUUAAAAUUGACAAUUAGACUGAUACUCAAUUCUGACAAUCAUGGUAUGUGUUAAAAUACACUAGCAUUGGGUUUUUGUUGUGUACUGAGAACGAUUUGUAUUUUAAUAGUGAUAAAUGCUUGAAAUGAAACAGAAAUGAAAUCUUAUUUCCUCUGAAAGAAUCUCACAAUGUUAACCUUUUUAGAAUAAAUACAAUUCAGUUUUGUUUAUUUUUAUCCCCCCCCCCCCCACAUAUUGUGAGGCAUUAAUAAUUGCACUUGACAGUCCAGUCUGUCCAUGCAUCCAUACCUAUGUGUUGAAGCUUGUCUUUUCAACUUUUCUUUAACUCCCAAGUGGAUUCGCUCGCUCGUUUGACAGUUACAAUGACCUUCAUGUGUAGAGGGUCUAAAAAACUGAAAUUUUGGCUGUGACAAUUUUUGACAGAAUGUUUACCCUCGGUCUGUUUUUCACAUUCUAAAGCUUUUAUUUUGAACUCAUCUCUCAAAAAUUAACAGUUGAAUUACCUUAAUUUAUAGGUAAAUGUUUAAAAAGAAAUUGAGGCUCCAGCGUGUUUUGACUGGAUUUAGGCCCUUUUUCUGUUCUUCCACUAUAGAAUAUAUAGUCCCAAAAUUGUGUUAUUGUUUUUGUAUCUCACUAAAAAAUUUAACUUGAAAGACCUUAUAUAUAUGAUUGUAAAAACGGAAUGUUAAAUGUGACAAGUUUGAAGUAAAUUAUGGCUUUUCCUAUUUCUACAGGAUAAAAUAUAGUGAAUGAGUCUAUGUCAAAACAUGUCGUUCGGGGGAUCAGUUUAUAUGACUCAUUGUUAAUUUAUUUUCAUUUUGUGCAAUUUAUGUUAAUCAUUUGCAUACAAUAAGAGUUAAACAAAAGUUGGUUGAUCUCUUUUAGAAAAUCACAAUCACAUUUCUAUUAGUAAAAAAAUGUUUUAAUGCAUUCUCUGUUCGUUUAUAUAUGUUCAUCUUUUACUUAUGUAUGCCUUUGUUAUUGGGAAAGAUCUAGAACAAUGCCCUAUAGCUUGAAUUUGUGCACAUCGUAAGCUGUUAUUUACAGCUUUAUUAACAACUCAAAAUUACAAGUAUUUCUUACUCUUAAUUUUCAAAACUAAUACAAACAGUUAAGUGUGGAAUUGUUGUUUCUGCUUAAUGUAUAAUGUAUGCAUUGAUUAGGUACAAGUGUUUCCUGUUCAAACCUCAAUACAUGCUUUAGACAUUUCAAGAGAUGAACAUUUCUGCUUUGAAGAGCCGAGAGAGACUAAAACGAACAAAAAAGGAGCAGGGCCUGUAAUCAUUAUAUUCCUUUAAGUUUCAGUAAAAGUCUUGAAUGCAUGAGAUUCCAUAAGUCAGAAGUAGUUUACUUGUUCCUUGUUAAAAUUAAAGUACUUAACAUGCUUCAUUUGGACAGUUCUUGAUAUUUUGCACUGGAUCUUUCCCGGCUAUCAUACUAGUGUUCUUUUUUCAAAUAUAUAUUUAUGAAAUCCAAAAUUAUAGUAAUACAGAUGUAUUUAUGUUCUAGCUUGGUAAUACAGCGCAAAUUAACAAUCAAUUAUAAAGUAUUUAUAUACAACGAAUAUAUUUCCUGUAUCAUAUUUUUACACAAUUUCUAUAUUUUGUUUUGUAUUGGUUAUAUUGGUUUAAAAAAAAUGUGAUUAUACAUGUUUGUUGUUGUUUGCAUCAAUAUUCAUUAUAAAGUUGAAUAUGUAAGCUACUGUUAUUGUCUUUUGUUUGAGAUGAAAUCCAUCUGCUACAUGUACUUAUGGUACUUCUAAGAUUUAUCAACAAGAAAUGUUGGAUUUUUGUAUAUUGUUUGAUAUAAAAGAAAAAUUACAAAUAUGUUUGUUUAACUUUUAAAAACAAAACAAGUUACCACACAUAUUAAGAUAGCCCGCUUUGUUAUUUAAUUAUUAUACAAAAAAACAUGCUUAUGUUUGUAAAAUAUAUGUUAAAUUUCAAGUUAUUAUGCUUUCUACUUGUGACAAUAAAUAUAUAUUGACUAUAAAAGAACAUAUACAAUUAAAACAAUUUUUUCACUUAAAAAGUCAAUUAUGUUCAGGACCUUCAUUGUGUAUUUAAACCAUUUGAAUUUAAUAAUAUAUUCUUAUGCCCCCGAAGGUGGGCACAUAGUGAUCGGAUAGUCCGUCUGUCUGUCUGUUUGUCCGUCACACUUUGCGUUUAUGUUUCGAAAAAUGCUCAUAACUUCUAUGUCGCUUCAGAUAGCAACUUGAUAUUCGGCAUGAAUGUGUAUCUCAUGGAGCUGCACAUUUUGAGUGGUGAAAGGUCAAGGUCAGGGACAUCCUUCAAGGUCAAAGGUCAAAAAACAAAUCCAAGGGAAGUAAAAAGCUUUUAAGGGAGAUAAUUAUCUGUACCUGCCAAAUGAAAAAAAAAUUCAAAGCGACGCAGUAGGUGGCAUAGUGUUUCUGACAAACACAUCUCUUUUUUAAUUUAAACCAUUAUUAAUCAACACAUGGAUUCUGUUACUUUAAUACGCCCGUUUUAAAGAAAGGGACGUAUCAUAGUUUCACCUUGGCGCCGGGCGGGCGGGCAUUGUCUACAGCAGUUUCCGCUCUCUAAUUCAAAUAGUUUUCAUUCGAUCUUCACCAAACUUGGUCAGAAGUUUUAUCUAGACAAUAUCUAGGUUAUGCCGGGUCAAAAACUAGGUCACAGGGUCACUUAUUGCAUUUCAAGAAUUUAGCAUGGUUUCCGGUCUCUAUUUGAAGUAGUUUUUAUCGGAUCUUCACCAAACUUGGUCAGAAGUUGUAUCUGGACAAUAUAUGGGUCAUGCCGGGUCAAAAACUAGGUCACAGGGUCACUUAGUGAAUUUCAAGCAUUUAACAUGGUGUCCGCUCUGUAAUAGAAGUAGUUUUCAUCUGAUAAUCACCAUACUUGGUCAGAAGUUUAUCUAGACAAUAUCUAGGCCAAGUUCGAAUAUGGAUCAUGCAGGGUCAAAAGCUAGGUCACCAGGUCACUUAGUGCGUUUCAAGCAUUUAGCAUGGUGUCCGCUCUCUAACUGAAGUAGUUUUCAUCCAAUCUUCACCAAAUUUGGUCAGAAGUUGUGUCUAGACAAUACCUAGGUCAAGUUCAAAUAUGGGUCAUGCUGGGUCAAAAAAUAGAUCACGAGGUCACUUAGUGCAUUUCAGCCAUUUAGCAUGGUGUCCGCUCUCUAAUCGAAGUAGUUUUCAUUUGAUAUUCACCAAAUUUGGUCAGAAGUUGUGUCUAGAUGAUAUGUAGGUCAAGUUCAAAUAUAGGUCAUGGUAAAGUUAUCAAGUUGUCCAAAAUCUUCAAACGGGCGUAUCUUGUGACAGUUUGGCACUCUUGUUUAGUUAUUAAACUAACAAUUAGUAUUAGUUUACUUUGUUGAUAUGACAUGUUGUUUACAAAACUAGGUCAAACAAUUUCAUCCAAUUAAUUUAUACCAGCAAGCAGAUUGUGUUGUAUUUCAAUGACUUAAAAUCUGCCUUUAUGUCACACCAUAUCGGGCUACAUGUUUUCAUGUUUUAGUGUGGGUUGUUAUAUAUGUAUAUUUUAAGGACAAAAAUAAAAUAUUUUACUAAAGGGAAA
Dreissena polymorpha is the source of this 8534-nucleotide messenger RNA. Its product is annotated as GDP-fucose transporter 1-like. Gene Ontology annotation, biological process: GDP-fucose import into Golgi lumen; protein O-linked glycosylation via fucose. Gene Ontology annotation, cellular component: Golgi apparatus. Bases 89 to 1123 code for a protein of 344 amino acids. The record is from RefSeq and is a predicted model, not a curated record. The transcript is spliced from 6 exons. Gene Ontology annotation, molecular function: antiporter activity. Lineage: Eukaryota; Metazoa; Mollusca; Bivalvia; Myida; Dreissenidae.